This is a messenger RNA of Clonostachys byssicola, 1185 nucleotides long. NCBI's taxonomy places the organism in Eukaryota, Fungi, Ascomycota, Sordariomycetes, Hypocreales, Bionectriaceae. The record is from the annotation of a GenBank genome assembly.
AUGGAGAAGGAGGGCUAUGAUUUACGGAAGCAGAGUGUAGUGAUGGUUUGGCCUUUGACGCCACCAAACGAAAAACGGGAGCACUCGCUCCCGAUAGCCCUCGCAGAUCCGCCUGCCCUGGGCAUCCUGGUUGUCACUCAGCGAGAUCGCAUCGAACGUACCCUUGUCGAGGAUCACGUCCCAACCGUCGGCCUCCGAGGCGGUCAAGACGUCCGAGAUGUCCCACUCCUGGAAGCUCAUGCGAGCCACCUCAUCCUUGUCGCGGCUCGAGGCGAUCUGGUUUGCCAGCGCUACGGACUGGGGGCUGUAGUCGACGCCGAGCAUGCGUCCCGUCCAUGGGCCCGGGGGUUUUUCUUGUGCUUGAUUAUCGCCGUCGCUUUCAUCGUCGUCGUUGUCUUCGUCGUCGCCUACUUCCCGGAGAGAGAAGAGCAGCGAUCCGUUGCCGCAGCCCAGAUCGAGGAAGGUGGUGUCGGAGCGGGACAGGUCGGACCGCGCGGAGAGGAACUCGAGGAUCUUGGCCUCGGCGUCGGAGUCGUCGAACCAGACGGUGCCGAUGUCGCUGGGGUUCGAGGAGUUGUUGGCCAGCUCGUUCGUGUAGAGCUUGUUCCAGCUGCAGUUUUGCGCACAGAGAGUCUUGUAGAGGUUUUCGACUACUGCGCUGCCGUCUAUCGACUCUAUCCAUCACCAAAGAAUCAUGCAAGCGGUGAGAGCUUAACGAGGGGCAUGCAGAUGAUUCUCCACUCGGCCCUAUCAGACUCCCAAGUACCAUUGCCCACGGUUCAGGGCCCUUCCCAAGUGGAAGCUCUCCACUAUCGUAUCCUUCAUGUUGGUGUUGAUGUUGCUGGGUCCGAGUCCCUCGCCGAGGCGGAAGACACUCUCAAUGACGCUGAGCUCGGUUGCGGUGGUGUCGAGACCAGUGACGGCGAGCCAGUCAUUGACGACCAUGCCGGCGCCGACGACAUUGCUGCCGCGCUCGUCCUGAUCUUGGAUGCUGGUCUUGGGGUGGACCAGUCCGCCCUGGUUCGAGAGGCUCAUGUAACUGCCGACCAAGACGUUAUCAGCUACCGUUUGACGGAAAACCUCGACGCCCAAAACAUCGGCGAUGAUCUCUUCAGUCUCGCGCUCCAGAUCCGGGUGGAUCAAGGCUAUGUGGUCGUUCGCAACAAUGACGUUGCCAAGUGCUGA